Messenger RNA from Vollenhovia emeryi, 8050 nucleotides. RefSeq lists its product as uncharacterized. Gene Ontology annotation, biological process: cell-cell junction organization. Gene Ontology annotation, cellular component: apical junction complex; plasma membrane. The record is from RefSeq and is a predicted model, not a curated record. The coding region runs from base 63 to 6512 and encodes 2149 amino acids. NCBI's taxonomy places the organism in Eukaryota, Metazoa, Arthropoda, Insecta, Hymenoptera, Formicidae. The transcript has 12 exons.
AGGAGGAGGAGGAGGACCCGGCGGCCUUGACCCUGGAGGACUGCGUCGAGUCCGCCGCCGACAUGGACCUGGUGAACGGGCCGAAUCCCUGGCUUCCGGCCUACGGCUUCCAGCUUCAGCAUCACUCCCAGUUUCAGCCGACGCACUUGGAGGAUCUACGGGCUAAUGAUACGGUGCUAGUGCAGCAAAUCGACUUUCUGGAAACGAUCCUGGAGGAGACGUCCGACGAUCUCCAGAGCGACUCGGAUCGCAGCGGAACGACGUAUUGGCUGGGAUCCGAUUCGGAGACCGAGAGCGUGAUCCACAUCAAGACGAAGCAGAGAUCGGCGGACGAGCGGCUGGAUGGUAGCGGCAGCGAAUGCAACUCGGUGGUGCCGAAGAAGCGACGGCGCCGCGACCACGGCGCCGAUCACCACCACCACCACCAUCAUCAUCAGCAAGUAGCCUACGACGAGUACCCGGCGUCGCCGAGGUCCUCCAGGUCCACCGCCUCCUCCAGAUCGAGCUCGCUGCUGCAGUUCGAAUCUUUGGAGAGGACCUGCGCCACCCUGUCGCCUUCCAGCUACAGCUUCGACUCCCUGGAAUACUCGAACCGGUCGAACGCCUCCCAUCCGGAGAACGAUUCGCCCGAUAGCCUGGAGCAGGACUACGAUAGGCUGCUACCGAACGGUUUCGCCAGCACGGUGGACCAUUUCCCGAGGAUCAGGCCCUACCGCAGCUUCGAGAGUCUCGACACGUGCCAGAAGGACGAGGGCUUCGGCCAGGCGUCCAUGUCGAAUGGUUUCGCGCCUUUGUACCUGAAGAGGGGUGCUGAUCUGUCGAAUAUUAGGAAAAACAACCAGCGUCCCAGAGACUUCUGGCACGAGGACGAGGUAUACGACGACGACGACGACGACGACGAAGAGGAGGACGAUGAAUACGAUUUCGAAGAGUACGAACGGAGCCGAGCGAAGGCGGAUUCCCGGUUGACGACCGGUUUCGAGGAUCGACUGCUGUACGGCGAGUCCGGCAAGUACGCGACGUCCUUGGACUAUCGGAACACGAUCGACUUGCGGGAGAUCGGCGUCGAGACGAAGAGAGACGCGCUUUUGGAGCUCAAGUCCGGCCAGAAGACGACUAGGUUAAAUAUAGCCGGUAGCGGUGCGGAGCAGCAUCAUCAUCACCACCACCACCAUCAUCAUCAUCAUCAGCAUCCGCAGCAGCAGCAGCAGCAGCAGCAUCCGCAGCAUCCGCAGCAGCAGCAGCAGCAGCAGCAUCCGCAGCAGUGCCAACAGCAGCAGUACGAUCAACAGGAUUACCAUCACCACCACCACCGUCGUCGCCGCCAACAACAACACCAAGGGUGGAGCGACGAGGAGCGCUUUAAUUUUAGAUUCACGGACAAGUCGCAGAGCGCGCCCAGUCUGCUCGACGGUGUCGAGGAGUCAGCACGCAGCGGCCUGAGCUCGCCGUCUCGUCUUCGCGCCUCGAGGACGACCUCCUACGUGUCGACAUCUUCUCUCUUCGAGAACUACACGCGGGUGGCCAGCGUGCCGGUGGACUUGAAUCUCUGCGGCGUCGCCGCUACGUGCGACGACGAGAUGAACGGUCACGAAAUGGCGGAGACCGCGCCCGGCGACGAGGCCGCGACCCUGAAGAGCCCGCAGGAAGAUACGGAUUCAGCAGAAGCCGAUGAAACGCAAGCGGGAACGAAGGUCGUCCCGACCAGCUCGGUCAGGACGCAACCGGCCCAGGGCGCGCUCAUGGACGGCGAUAUGGAGGACCGCGGGAAGGAGAACGAAGAACGAACGAAGGUCGAACGCGCGGGCGAGACGCAGCAGACGCGCAACAAGCAAACGAAGACUACGUCUACGGUGAAGACUCAGGAUCGCGCCAACUGCGUGUUGGACAUGGCGAUGGUGACAGAGAACGACCUCGACGAAGCCAUCAAGCAGUUUAAACGCGAGGUGGAGGAAGCGGCCGCUUCCGGAGUGGCGAACGCCGCCAUUUUGGCGAUGGAGACGAUUCAACGAACACCGUCCGGUCGACUGAAAAGCCGAAAAGUGAAGAACAACGCCAGUUACGAGCUGGCGCAGCAACUCGAGGUGGACGAGAGAAAUUUCCAAAAGAAAUUCAACGACGAAGCUCGCGACGGAGCUGGCUCCCCUGGGAGAAAGCGGAUUCUGAACAAUGCCAGCUACGAGUUGGCGCAGCAGUGCGACUACAUCAAGGCGACGCAGAGCGCGCGAGCGGCGUUCCAGCGGAUGGACGCGUGCGACGAAUUAGAGGAAGCUGCGUCCGGGCGCUCUUCGAAGCUAAACGUCGCCGACGUGAUGCGCCAAAUGGGCUCCGACACGAACAUCAGCGAGGACUCCCGGCCGAAGGAGCCGCAGAACGACUCGUUCUUCGGUCAGAUAAAAAAAAACUCGGAUCCAUUUUCGGCCUGUGGCGAUGCUAGCGCACUGAGUCCACGGCUGCUAGACGACGAGGUAGAUUAUCCCUGCUUGGAAACCAAACCUAUAGGAGCAUCCUGCUUUGAAAAUAGGGUCGUUUUGCGCGAGAAGAUCGAAUCGGAGCAGCCAACCCAAUUGAAAAGUGUCCUUGAAAAUUCCUCGACGACGUGUUCCUACGUCGACGAAGAAUCAUCCGUCAAACGAGGCGAAGAAGAGACCGGGGACGUAAAGAAGAGCUUCAUCGGCGAGUUUUAUUCGGAGCGAGGGGCGCAGCCUCCUCGCAAGUGUCCUCAGGCGGACGAGAGCAGGGUUCAAGAACGGAAAAUGAACUCGGAGAGCGCGUCAUCGAACCGGGACCACGAGGAUCGUUCCCGCAGCCCUGGCUCGAGCGAUCGAGGCGCUGGCGAACGUCUGUGGAGGGUCGUGAUCGAGAAGCAAACGACAACGAAGAACGAAGAGGAGACGGAGGAAGAGACGAGGGACAGAAUGGAGGCGGCGGAAAAGAAGGAGGUAGAGGAGGAGGGACACAGUGUCCGCGGUGUUGGCUCCGAGUCCCCACCCGGCGGUACGGGUUCACUCGGUGAACGUAGUAGUGGGAAGCCCGCGGUGGCCGUGGCGGCAGUUGAUACGAAUCAUCGCGGUGGUGAUCGCGGCAAACGUCAGGGCGACGAGCAGCAACGCGCGCCGAGCAUCAACAAGCAGGACGCGAGCGUCGCGAGCGUGAAACGGUCGUCGUUUGUUGCCCCGAAGACCUACGCGGUCUCUUCAAUCUCCCUACCGUCCUCCUCGUCCUCCGCCGCCAUGAAGAGCGAGGAGAGAAAGAAGGGCGGUCUAGGCGGCUUUCUGCAGAGGUUCUCCAGGCUGAGGUUCAGCGGUAGAACCAAAGUGCCGCGCUCCGAGGCCCACAAGAAGACCGCCGAGCCGACGAGAGCGCAGGAGGAACAACAGCCGGCCACAGCUAGGAAGAAGGAGCCGGACUACAUCAUCAUACCGUUGCACCCGCCCGAGGAAGAGAGGAGACGCCAGCAGGAGGUCGUUACUCUCGAGGAGGCCGCCAGGAGAAACAAUGUGGACAUUCAGAGGAGCGCCUCCAGUGUCAGCAGCAACGGGAGGGCACCAGUGUCCAGCAAGCCGCCCCUGCCGCCGCAACCACCUCGCGUCGCCGCUCUGGGCACGACGACGCGAGCGUCGGCGUCGACGUCGGCGUCGCGCCGACGCGCCGCCACGGACCUUGGUAACCCGGCGGCGAUCGAGAUGGCGAAGGCCCGCGCGAUGCAGGCCGCCCAGGAGCGCCCGGUCGGCCUACUGGAGACCGACCUCGACGAGGCGGUGAUCAACACGACCGCCGCUGCCGCCGCCGGCGCCGGUGGUAAGAAGACCCGCAGCCUGCUCGACCUCAACCACACCUCGGCGGCGGCGCCGCGGCCGCGGCCCGAGCACGCCCUCCACGUACCCCAGUCGCCCGUCGGCGCUACGCACAGGAGCCCCCGCGACGACGUCGUGUCCGCCGCAACGUCCGCCAUCCACCAGCGGCCCCACAAGUCCAUGGAGUUCCUCCUCGACAAGGAGAACCUGCAUUUCGUCAAGCCACCGGAGAAUGAGCUGCAGAAAGUGGGCGAGCGCGUGCCGAGCGAGCACGAGCUUAGGGUGCAGCGAUCGUUGCAGCGGCUCAAUGUACCCGACUGGUACAAGAAUUCACCCGCUGCCCGCGACGGCUUCCGGCUGAAGAGGCACUCGGACGCGUCGCAGCAUGGAGGAUGGCGCGCCCUCGGCUCCAAGACCACCUCCCUGUCGUCCCUUUCGUCGUCUUCCAAUCGACAGCCGACCACAGGUGUCCUUCUGAGUCCCAGUCCCACGCCCCCCGUAUUCUCGAGAUGGAGCACCAGUCUGCUGAACAGCGCCGGCAGUUCGCCCGCGAGUUCGGCCAGGUCGUCCUUCAAUCACCGGCAGCCCUACCUGGGCUGGCGUUCUCAGGAGCGACUGACCAACCCGCGGACACCGGCGGAACGUCUUGCUCAGGGCAUUCUUCCCCAGCUGCAGGCCGCGAACAAGCAACAGCAGCAGCAGCAACAGACAACGAAUCAGCAGCUGGAGGUGCGGAACUCGAUAAAGGAGGUGACCUCGGCCAUCGUGCACUACGUGCAGAGCGGCCAGGAGGUCGGUGGAGGUGGUGGCGGCCGACUCUCGCCUCGACCUCGACCUGAAGAUUGGGACGACAGGGGCGGAGCGAGGUCUACCAGCCCCAGAGGGAGCGUGAGGCUGUGCUGGAUGGAGAGCUCGUUCGUCGGCACGCGGCCCGUGGACUCGCCGGAGACGCCUAUGAGCCUGGCGACCGACCAGGAGGCCGGCGACUGCUGCAACGCGGCCGGCACCGAGUCCUGCAGCUGCCAGGACUCGGCCGCAUCCGGCCUCUACCUGGACCUGACGCCCAGCCGGGAUGACGUGCGUCACCAGCAUCUGCAGGCGUCCUCGGCCGGCCCGUCGCCCACGUCCACCUCUAACUAUCAUCAUCACCACCACCACCAGCGUCACCAGCACCGCCAGCAGCAGCAACAGCGUCAUCACCGCGGAUCGGGCCAGAGCGAUACGGACGAGGCGAUGGCGACGGCAGCUCUUCUGCGGAACAAACCGAGCCCGGGCUCCACGACCCUGGAGGACGUACUCGACUCCCUCCUGGGGCUGCCACCCGCGUCGCGUACCCCGAGUCCUGGCCCGGGGGGACCCGUCGUGACCGCCACGUCCGCCAUCCGCCAACGCCAUACGAACGCCGCCGUCGGCCAGGCGAAAGCCGGGAAGAGCUGCAGCGACCUACGCCAAGACCUCCAAGAGUCAGCUAAGAGCGUGAUGGACGUACACCAGGCAACCGUCGACGAUCAGCGCAGCUUCUACUCCGGCGAGCUGGUGAGAAGGAAGAGCGAGGGCAGCGAUACGCUGCCGGCCUCGCGAGCCGCGGCUGCCACCGUCGCAGCCGCGUCGUCCUCGUCGUUGAUGCCGCGCGGUGGCGCCCAGCCUCGCCACCGCAGGGUGUCCUUCGACAACGCCCAAGACUCCACGACUAACGGCAGCUCGGCCAUGGACAAGGUAGUGCGGUGCCGUAACAACAAGUGCGGCAACUCGACCACCCUGGCCGAGGCGAGGAGGACCUAUAAGAGCUGCCACAACUGCACUUGCCUAUACUGCUCGCGCGAGUGUCGUAGGGCUCACUGGCAGCGUCAUCGCAGGACCUGCCUUCAUUCGCGAGCCGGCAGCCUCUGCCGUCAGGUGCUGUCCUCGGCGAAGGAGGACCCGGCCACCCUGAAGCACAUCUCCGCCCUCGCUAGACGGGGCUACGCCGCUCACGGUCGCGGCGCGGUCAAGUGCUUCUUCUCGAGCCCCGAGGCGGCCGAGCGCUUCGUCGGCAACGGCUUCGCCGACCUUGGCGAGCCCACCUACGUGCGCUGGCCGGACUUGCUGCCGGGCGAGAUGGGCGCCGAGCUGUACGCCGAGCUGAUGCGCCUCUGCAAGACGUACAAUCCGGAGGCGCGGCUGGUGCUCUACGUGGCGGUAUGCGUGGUCAGCGAGGUGCCGACCAGCGGUGCGGUCAGAUGGGAACGGCAACUGGUGUCCAGAUGCGCCAAGAUCAGACUCGACGGCGCGGCUAAACAGCACGCUUCCUCCUCCUCGGCGUCCCCGCAGGCCAGGAGAAGGCUGUCGCAACAACAGGCACCCGCGUCUCCCUGCAACAUCACUCGAGAGAUGGACUCGCCCGAGACCCUCGUGUUGACAUCGCUACCCGGUAACAACGGUCAGAACACGCCGCGAAAAGCGCGCGAGAUUAGCUUCACCAAUAUUCAGCGGCAACUCAGGCUCAGGGGAGUCUCCCUGAGGAGACACUUCCCCCAGGUCUACCGCAAACUUUGUUCCUACGUGGACGGCUCGGUGGACAAGUUCGCGCCGGUGACCAUCUACCCCAGAGACCAGGCGUCCGGCAAGAGCUUUAUGUGCAUCAUCAUGCUGGACGCGGAGCCCGAACGUCUUCAACUGUUGCCCACGGACUCGUCCAGGGUGAGGACGGUGGACAUCAGCGUGGAGCAAGAGUGAGAAUCGUGUCCGCGUGGAAAAAGAUUUCAGAAUCGGGGUAGCUCAAGACACGUCGCUCAGGAUUUUCCUCAGGUUCGCGGGGAGAGAGUCGGGAACGUCGCCGUGGAUUUCUUCGGGGUGAGAACGACGGACGUCGGCCGGUAGCGGGGCAAGAGCGAGGAUCGCAUUUGGGUGGAGAGAUAAUCGAGAGAGAGAGAGAGUUGCGGGACAUCGCAGCAGGAGACACGCCGCUCAGAAUUUUCCUCAGGUUCUCGAGAGAAGGAUCGAAGAUAUCAGUGGCUGCCGACGGAUGCCUUCAUCAGCCGUUGCAGUUCAACUCGGACAAUGUAACGGUUUAAAAGAUACCCCAAUUUCGUCGGGUAUCUUUUGGACGUUUACAUUGCUCGGGAGAUUAUCUAAGUAGACGUAUCUAGAUGAGAAUGUCGACGGAAGUCCCAGAUGGAUCUAGGAGGAGCUCGACAUUUCAGCUCAUGAACUCGUAUGAUUCACACACAGACACACACGCGCACACACACACAUACACACACACAAAAUCUUUUUCUAUCUUUCCUUCUAGAGAAGAAAGAAAUCGAAUGCGAAAAACGAAUUGCUCUGUUCGUCACACACUCUCUUUUGCGACACUGUGCGUGUCGUGCUCGUAUCAAGGCAACCCUCCGUCAUUUCAGACAUCCUCGAUUUGGUCGUUGCUGUGUGAAAGGUUUAUCAGUCGUCUGCCGGGAUGAGUCUUGUCGGAGAAUCGUCGUCGAUACUUUCAAUCGGAAACGCGUGCGGAUAAAGAACUCGUGGGAGAUCUUCUCAAAUGUUGAUGUCGCAGCUGAUCUGGCAAGGCGGAACAAUUGCGUAUAACAUUAUGUUUUUGCACGGAAACAAAAAUGCUGUUGAAUUGAGCAAAAUGAAGUUGCUUGAAUUAAACGUUAACGUCACGGGCUGCCACGAACAUAAAUGAUUCAUUCGAUUGUAUUUGCUAUGGAUUUUAAUUUUAAGCGUUGAACUAAAUAUCCAGAUUAUUAAGACAAUCGGAUGUUUUUCAUUUAUCAACACCGAUGUUGUUUCAACGAUUUUACUUCAAUUGCACUGAUCUUGUCGGUACAACAUCAUUUUUUUCCCGCGUACGGCCCGAGGAACGCUUGCUUCUUUUUGAAAGGGUUGAAAGGAUCGGCGAUGUCGAUAUCCACGGCGGACGGAGCGGAAAGUAAUAUUUAGAGUAUACGUUGUUGUCUCUUCGUUCAACUUUGCAUCGUUUAAAUUUUAUCGUAUAUAUUAUAUGUGGAGAGGCGAGAGACGUUUUUCUCUCAGCGAACGCGUUCACGAUCGAUCGCCACGAAGUUUCGCUUAGAUCCCGCAUUACCGGAGACGAGAUUGAAGUCGUGCGAUAUCGAGCGAUCGGGUAUGUAUAUUUCGGAGAGGUAACACACUGUAAUUUUAAUUCGUUCGCGCAGAUGUCAUAAUUAUACGACUAAGGGAAUGCCUGCCUUACUUACCGGCAUGUAAAUAGAAACAUAUUCCCGUCGUUACUAAUCGGAUUAAUUUAACACUAC